AUGAACUCUGCCGGAGAGUUUUCUGAUCGGGCGCGAUGGAAAUUCGACGCUUGUCGGACGCCCAGGGUUCCCAAACCGGAAAAGGUGAAGGGUAUCAAAAAGUGGCAGAUAGCGGAAGAAGAGUCGGAAUCUGAAACCAGUUCCGAAGAAGUAGAAGGACGAAGAGAAUGCCUGAAAGGCGAGGCGCUGGAAGCGGUCAGGAGCAGGUUGCUUCUACCAAAGUCAGUCCCAAAAAUAAUAGAGACGCUGCAGAUGCUGUAUGGGCGACCUGAGCGACUGUUGAACAUGCUGCUUGCGAAAGUGCGCAAUGCAGCGCCUCCAAAAGCAGAUCGAUUGGCGAGUUUCAUUGGCUUCGGCGUGGUGGUGCAGCAGCUAUCUGACCAUCUAGAAGCUACAGGGUUAACUUCGCAUCUGGUGAACCCCAUGCUUAUUCAAGAGCUGAUAGAGAAGCUACCAGCAGGGACGCAGCUGGAAUGGGUACGAUACCGAAGGAAGAGCAAGGUGGUGACGCUGCGGACGUUGUCAAAUUUCCUGUCACGUAUAGUGAAGGAUGCAAGUGAAGUGGCUGCCUACGGAGAAGCAUCCCGGUCCGGAGAGGUCGGUUCAAAGAAGGUGAACCCGAGAAGCAGAGCAAGCGAAGGGUACAUUCACGCCCAUGACGCGGCGGAGAGUAUAAGUUCGAGUCCGCCUGCGAAGGAGAGAAGGCCGUGUAGGAUCUGUGGAAGAGUAGAUCACCGGAUCCGUAACUGCGAGAGGUUCCGUAGACUCCACUACAGUGAGCGAUGGGAAGCGGUUCGCAGAUGGAAGCUAUGCCAGCUGUGUCUGAACGAGCACGGUACUGUCAGCUGCAAGUUGAAUUUUCGUUGCAACAUCGGCGGGUGCAAGGAGCGCCACAAUCCACUUCUGCAUCCACCGAGAUCAGUGGCUGGCUCGAACUGCAAUAUCCACGCUAUUCAACCAAAAGCCAUCCGUUAUUUUCCGUAUGAUGCCUGUCACCUUGCACAGCGGAAUCUACUCGGUGAAUACCUUUGCCUUCCUGGACGAAGGUUCUUCCUAUACGCUGGUGGAGAACACGCUGAUCGACCGACUGAGAAUUCGUGGUGUAACGCAGCCACUACGAGUGACGUGGACCGCUGGAGUCUCACGAGUCGAGAAGGACUCGCAGUGUGUAAACAUGCUCAUUUCCGCUCGAGGAUCAGCGCAACGUUUCUUCAUCAAGAGUGCCCACACGGUGGAGAGUCUCAAGCUUCCGCAGCAUUCACUAGCUGUGUCGGAAGUGGUGAAGCAAUACAGCCACCUUCGAGAUCUGCCGAUCGCAGAUGUUCCCAAACAACGCCACAGAUUCUGAUCGGGCUGAAGGAUAUCCAUCUUUACGCUCCGAUUGAGUCUAGAAUAGGCCGGCCGGAAGAACCUAUAGCAGUCAGGUCAAAACUGGGAUGGACUGUCUACGGACCAACUGGCGCGAAUGCCACGGAAGGUGGAAUCGUCGGGCAUCACGCUUGUAGCUCGGUAACCAACCAGGAGCUGCACGACCUGCUGAAGAGUCAGUACACUCUGGAAGAAUCCGGCAUUUCUGUGGCCUUGCUUCCCGAGUCAGAAGAAGACAGAAGAGCAAAAGAGAUUCUGAGGAAGACGACAAAAAGAAUAGGAGAUCGCUUCGAAACGGGACUGCUGUGGAAAAACGACUGCUCCGAGUUCCCAGAUAGCUACCUCAUGGCCGUUAAGCGGCUGAUUGGCCUGGAGAAUCCCGAACUGUACGCCAAGGUGAGAACCAUGAUAGCCGACUAUCUAGUCAAGGGGUACGCACACAAGGCAACGUCGUUCGAGCUAGAAGCGCUAGGUUGCAGCAAAGUGUGGUACGUGCCACUGAAUAUCGUCUACAAUCCGAGAAAGCAGAAGUUUCGUCUGGUGUGGGACGCAAGAGCAGAAGUGAUAGGAGUAUCUUUAAACUCGAAGCUGCUGAAGGGGCCGGAUAUGCUGACCGCCUUGCCGGCGGUAAUUUGCAAGUUUCGUGAACGAGAAGUCGGAUUCGGGGCGGACAUAAAGGAGAUGUACCACCAGCUACGGAUCCGAGAAGAAGACAAACGAGCGCAGAGAUUUUUGUUCCGGAAUGAUCCAUCAGCGAAACCGGAAGUGUACGUGAUGGACGUAGCGACGUUUGGGUCUACGAGUUCACCGUGUUCAGCCCAAUACGUGAAGAACUGGAAUGCAAGAGAAUUUGCAGGGCAAUUCCGGCGGCGGCGAAAGCCAUCGUCGAAAAUCACUACGUCGACGACUAUUUCGACAGUUCAGAUACAAUUGAAGAAGCAGUGGCACUUGCGAAGGAUAGAGUUUCUGGAGGCCAUGGGAGAACGUAAGGAAAAAUCAGUGCGUGCGUUUCGGGAAGACCUGGUGCCUUUCCUGUCCGGCGAGCAGCUGCCGACAAAAAGGAUCGUGAUGAGCUGCGUAAUGAGCUUCUUCGACCCGUUGGGAUUACUCUCCGUGUUUACGUUCUACGGGAAGCUGCUGAUUCAGGAUCUCUGGCGAAGCGGAUGCGAAUGGGAUCAGCAGAUCGGCGAUGAAGAUCUUCAGCUACACACGUUUGUGGACGCAAGCCAGGACGCGUACGGAGCAGCAACGUACAUCCGAAUUGAAACAGACGAGGGACCGAUAUGCUCGCUAGUAAUGUCAAAGGUCGAAGGUAGCACCGUUGCAACACAUGUCCAUUCCCGUUUGGAGUUGCAAGCAGCAACGCUAGGAGCGAGGCUUGCCAAUUCCGUCGGCGAGAUUCUUACGUUAGAAGUCAAGCGUCGUUUCAUGUGGUCCGAUUCGAAGACCGUACUCUCGUGGAUCCACUCCGACCACCGUCGUUAUAAACAGUUCGUGGCGUUCCGGAUCGGAGAUACAGCUUAA
Molecule: messenger RNA, 2892 nt
Organism: Armigeres subalbatus
Lineage: Eukaryota; Metazoa; Arthropoda; Insecta; Diptera; Culicidae
Exons: 5
Coding region: 1-2892 (963 amino acids)
Source: RefSeq, a predicted model, not a curated record